Cheilinus undulatus (humphead wrasse) is the source of this 4374-nucleotide messenger RNA. It is a transcript of the gene ppp2r5ca, whose product is annotated as protein phosphatase 2, regulatory subunit B', gamma a. The record is from RefSeq and is a predicted model, not a curated record. Bases 89 to 1666 code for a protein of 525 amino acids. Gene Ontology annotation, molecular function: protein phosphatase activator activity. Gene Ontology annotation, biological process: signal transduction; protein dephosphorylation. Lineage: Eukaryota; Metazoa; Chordata; Actinopteri; Labriformes; Labridae. The transcript is spliced from 14 exons. Gene Ontology annotation, cellular component: nucleus; cytosol; protein phosphatase type 2A complex.
AGAGAGCUUCAUUUUCUGAUCUGCUUUUGUGCUAAAAUGGAGGCUGGCCUCUCGCCCUGAGUGGAUCGCCUUCCUGGUUGAGGUUUAGAUGUUGACAUGCAAUAAAUCUGGAGACAGGAUGGUUGUUGAUGCACCGAACUCCAAUGGGCCUUUUCAGCCGGUGGCUCUAAUGCACUUCAGAGAUGUGGCCCCCGCUGAGCAGGAGAAGCUCUUCAUCCAGAAGCUACGGCAGUGCUGCGUCCUUUUCGACUUCCUCUCCGACCCGCUGAGCGACCUGAAAUGGAAGGAAGUGAAGCGGGCGGCACUGAGCGAGAUGGUGGAGUACAUCACCCACAACAGGAAUGUCAUCACAGAGCCCAUCUACCCAGAGGUGGUGCACAUGUUUGCAGUGAACAUGUUCAGAACGCUGCCUCCAUCGUCCAACCCUACUGGAGCCGAGUUUGAUCCAGAGGAAGAUGAGCCCACACUUGAAGCUGCAUGGCCACACCUCCAGCUCGUCUAUGAAUUUUUCCUUAGGUUUUUAGAAUCGCCUGACUUUCAGCCGAACAUAGCAAAGAAAUACAUCGACCAGAAAUUUGUUAUGCAGCUUCUAGAACUAUUCGACAGUGAGGAUCCCAGAGAGAGAGACUUCCUAAAAACUACCCUCCACAGGAUCUACGGGAAAUUCCUGGGGCUCAGAGCGUACAUCAGAAAACAGAUUAAUAACAUUUUCUAUAGGUUUAUCUAUGAGACAGAGCACCAUAAUGGUAUAGCUGAACUACUGGAAAUACUUGGAAGCAUAAUCAAUGGAUUUGCCUUACCACUAAAAGAAGAGCACAAGAUUUUCCUGUUGAAGGUUUUAUUGCCUCUGCACAAAGUCAAAUCACUCAGUGUCUACCAUCCACAGCUGGCCUACUGCGUGGUACAGUUUUUAGAAAAGGACAGCACUCUUACUGAGCCGGUGGUAAUGGCUCUACUAAAGUACUGGCCAAAGACUCACAGUCCCAAGGAAGUGAUGUUCCUCAACGAGCUGGAGGAGAUCCUGGACGUCAUCGAGCCCUCCGAGUUUGUCAAAGUACAGGAGCCUCUUUUCAGACAGCUGGCCAAGUGUGUGUCCAGCCCGCACUUCCAGGUGGCAGAGAGAGCCUUGUACUACUGGAACAAUGAGUACAUCAUGAGUCUGAUCAGCGACAACGCAGCGAAGAUUCUGCCCAUCAUGUUCCCAGCUCUGUACCGCAACUCUAAGACCCACUGGAACAAGACCAUCCACGGCCUCAUCUACAACGCUCUGAAGCUUUUCAUGGAGAUGAAUCAAAAGCUUUUCGAUGAUUGCACACAGCAGUUCAGGGCAGAGAAAAACAAAGAGAAGGCGAAGUCGAAAGAACGUGAAGAGGCUUGGAUUAAGAUCGAGAACCUCGCCAAGUCCAAUCCACAGUUCUCUGUGUAUGUUGAUUCCUCUGACCUCAAUAGUCCUGUAGCAAUGGAGACGGAUAUCCCUUUGAUAGAAGAUGUUCAGAGGUUAAAAAAGACAGUUGAGGAGGGCGCGACUCAGUUGCAGCAUGACCAUCGGAAAGAGCGGCCUAUGGUGCGACGCAAAUCUGAGUUGCCUCAGGAUAUCUACACCACAAAAGCCUUGGAGUCCCACCGCAGAGCUGAAGACAUGUUGACCACCCACGAUGGACUCUAGUUAUCCUGCUACCUGCCGGCUCUUUGGUUCAACUGCCCCCCUUACCCUCAACAGCCAUGGACAUCCUCUACGCCCAGGAGCCAGAAUUUCUGGUUAACCUCACUUGGCUCUCCAUCCAUCCUCCUUCACAUCAGUUUACCCACAAUCCUUAGUUCUCCUUCAUUCCAAACGCCCUGAAUCCCCAUCCCUCAGAUUUCUGCUUUCUCAGGUUUUUGUUCUUUAUUUGGAGAUGAGCGGGAGUGUAUUUAUGUGUCUUUUAGCCCACAUUCAGUGUGUCCUUUAGUUUACUCCCCACAACAGUCCCUGGUUUCUUCAUCCGCCGCCCUGCACUCACUGUUAGUGUGGAACCAGGGGGUACAGACGUUACAGAGCUUCAUUCCUUCUCACAAACGUGUUCACGAUGGAUGGAAACAUAGGAACUGACUGACUCACUGUCUAAGGAUCAUCUCUUGGUCUCUGCUUGGUUUUCUUUUCUGUCAAAGGGAACAAAACCAGAACCGGUUGGUGAAAAAAGAAAGACAAGACUUUCCCGUCAUCUGUUUUCUUUUUGCUAACGGACAUCUUGUCAGUGCCAAGACCGUUGUGUUCUUUAUGUCUGUCUGUGUCAUCUUUUUAUGUAAUGGGGACGCCUGCCUUUGUUUUCUGCUGGUGUUUAAGGGUUUUUAUUUUAGGUUAAAGCACACCAGACCAAACUGAGGCCCGUCCUCGGCCUUGCAAUGUCCGGGAAAGAUGGCAAGGAAAGGAGACGUUGUCCUGUGGACAUCCAACACUUUCCAUUUUAUUGUUUUGUGCCAUAUGCCGCUCUUUUUAUAUGCUUGCUUCCCUAUGUUCAUUGGCAAUAUUUGACAAACCAGACCAUCGUGAUAUAACAGUUCAAACAAUGGUACUCACUGUGUUUCAGUUCAGUGGAUUAUGACGAACAUGAAUGCAUGCAUUUGCUACCUUGGGUGGAGGAGAAGAAUCCGAAGGCCCUUCAGAGGGCGGCUGAGUGGUGGGUUUUAUAUUUACUGUAAAAUGCAUAGGAAUGAUUAUCUUUAUAAAGGAAGUCUAAUCAGAAGUUAGUUCAUGUUGAAUAGGAUAGAAAGGUCUCCCUCUUGUUGAUGGUUUUAAGCAGUGAUUAUGUGUUAAAGAGUCCUAAUUAAAAAUAGUUAAUUUAUUAUCAAACUCAAGAGCUUGUAACCUCAGUAGUUGUUAAAAGACUGAUCAGAAUACUCAAAGUACUUCAUGAGAGCAGCCAAAAACUCCUUUAAGUUAAAGGUGUGGCAUGUUCAUGUUGCUACCGUAUGGAGCUACUGUUGCGGAACUAUUUGCAAAUGCAGACAGGGAUUUGUAAACAGUUCUGCAAUUGCGUGGAUGGUUUUUGCAAAUGCGUGCACAAAUCAAUGAAUGUGUGCACAGAUCUGCACAUGUGUAGGUAGUUUUGCAAAUGUGUGUUGUGUUGAAAUUAUUUCAAUAUAGACAGCAAUUCAACCAACGCAGUAAUAGGAAUUUGGAGAAGUGCAACUAGGUCAUCAUUUUUUUCCUCUGUCUUCUCCUGUCAUGUAGACAUGACAGCUUUAAUUGGGUCUAAACUGCUGCACGGUUCUGCAUUGAAUACUGGUCAAGUGGAUGCAUAAACUAAGAGGCAGGCAACAAAACUCAAUUCUCUUACACUUACAGAUCUGAGUAUUCAGCAGAAGUGUUGCAAAUGUGUGUAUGGUGGACCAUUGAGAGGCAGACUUCAGUUCUAAUUGGCUUAUGAGUAUAAACCAACAUAAACUAAGUCCAAAAUUUCAAAUAGGUCUGCACAUUUGCAGGUUUGUGCACGGAUCUGUAGACUGUGCAUGUAUUUGUAAAUCUAUCUUUGCAUUUGCAGAUCUAUGUAAAAAUCUGUGUAUGCAUUUGCAAUAGUUUUGCAACAAUAAUCGCCCCAUACUACCACUCCUAAUUUCAGGUGUCUGGUUGUAUAAAUCCUGAGUGACAUUUUAAGGAAAAUCUCCUCCAGUCAGUACCAUUGUUUCAACUCAGGAGGUCUGCUAGAUUCUUCAUAUUUGACGUGUUGUAUUUCUUUGUCUUGUCUCUGGAGGUUCGUAGCGUGGGUGUCAGGUUUUGGGUUUUUGUUUCACGGCCUUUCAGGAUGCCCAACGUUGAAACACACUGGUAUCAAACGGCCACAAAAAUGCCAGAUGCUGAAAAUAAACAAAUAAAAGACAUUGUGACUUGGCUUGUUAACUGUAUUAAUACUGUAUUUGCUUGAAUGCAAAAAGAUGUAAAUUAGAACUACCAUGUUAAACAUGUACCUUUUACCCUGGAGGAAUGCCAUUCACCAAACUGACUGAUUUCUGUCGUCGAGGUUGUUGCAUUUAUGAAACAGUCCUGCUUGCUGGGAGAGAUGUUUUAUGGAUUUUAUGAGUUUGAGUCAAGAGAUGUUUGAGGUUUAUUUUAGUGCUGAAAAACAAGUCAUCUGUGAUAAGAAGAGAUGAUUUAAAACUGAUUUGGUGGCUUGUUCUCUUUCUGCAGGAUCUUUGCAGAUCUUUUAAUUUUAACAUAUUAUUUCCAAAACAUGAUAACUUAAAGUGUCCUUUUGUAUGUGACCUGUACUAUAUGAUUCAUUUAAUAUUGUAUAUAUGAUUUACCUUGUUUCAUGUAGUGUUAUAUAUCUAGAUUAAUUUUGUACAAAUUGUCCUUCUGUACAGAAUAAAACAUCAAUAGCAAGUGAAAGAAGUCAA